Suricata suricatta (meerkat) is the source of this 2207-nucleotide messenger RNA. It is a transcript of the gene ZIC5, whose product is annotated as Zic family member 5. Gene Ontology annotation, cellular component: nucleus. Gene Ontology annotation, biological process: central nervous system development; regulation of transcription by RNA polymerase II. The record is from RefSeq and is a predicted model, not a curated record. The transcript is spliced from 4 exons. Gene Ontology annotation, molecular function: RNA polymerase II cis-regulatory region sequence-specific DNA binding; DNA-binding transcription factor activity, RNA polymerase II-specific. The coding region runs from base 39 to 704 and encodes 221 amino acids. Lineage: Eukaryota; Metazoa; Chordata; Mammalia; Carnivora; Herpestidae.
CCGGCGGCGCCAAGCCCUGCUCCAAAACUUUCGGCACCAUGCACGAGCUGGUGAACCACGUCACGGUGGAGCACGUGGGCGGCCCCGAGCAAAGCAACCACGUCUGCUUUUGGGAGGACUGUCCGCGCGAGGGCAAGCCCUUCAAGGCCAAAUACAAGCUCAUCAACCACAUCCGCGUGCACACGGGCGAGAAGCCCUUCCCCUGCCCCUUCCCGGGCUGCGGCAAGGUCUUCGCGCGCUCCGAGAACCUCAAGAUCCACAAGCGCACUCAUACAGGGGAAAAGCCUUUCAAAUGUGAGUUUGAUGGCUGUGACAGGAAAUUUGCCAACAGCAGCGAUCGGAAGAAACACUCCCACGUCCACACGAGCGACAAGCCUUACUACUGCAAGAUCCGAGGCUGCGACAAGUCCUACACUCACCCCAGCUCCCUGAGGAAGCACAUGAAGAUCCACUGUGACCAACCUCAACGAGUGGUACGUUUGCCAGGCCAGUGGAGCCUCCAGCCACCUGCACACGCCUUCCAGCAACGGAACCACUUCCGAGUCCGAAGACGAAGACGUGUAUGGGAACUCCGAGGUUCCGCGGACGAUACAUUAGAAUUUACCAGUAAUAAUAAUAAUACCUUGCCUGUAGGAUUUAAAAAGAAAAAAGAUGCAGCAACCUUACCCCGUCUCCACGCGCUGUGCUCCUGUGAGCGUUCCUGAGCGUUCCGGCAGAGGUGGGGGCAGGACCACGCCGCUGCAGCAGGCACCUGUGAAGCUGUGAUAUUUUCUAAAAUAGAAGACAUUCAAGUGCUUUCAUUUUUCAUUAUGUUUUUGUUUUUAAUCUGAAAUCUCAGAUGCUGCCUCUUUACUGUGUCCAAACUCUAUGUGUCAUAAAAAGAUAAGUUUUAGAGAAGUUCUUUGGGAUGCCAAAAUUAACAGGCAAGUCUAAGGAGGUGUAUGUUGGUAACAUGCCCACGUUUUUGGGAAAGCUGUUGUUUUUAAAACAGGCCAACCCCUCUUUUAUACUGUUGUAUCAGCCUUUUAAAAAGUCUUUAUUUUUCAAUGCCCGCAACUGCAUUUUUUUCCACCUGAGCACCGAGCAUACACGGAACUCUAUCGCAUUUGGAAAUGACAGUGUGUGAAGUGUAUGAUUUACAUUAAAAGAGGGGAGGGAGUUGCUAUACAUAUUAAAAUUUUUAAAAGGUUUAUAGUUACCACCAAACACUGAUGAAUGUGUGACCUUUGCCAGAGCUGUCAAGCUAGGAUAUAAAAGGUCAAGGACCUAGGACAAUAACUCUUAGUCAAUUUAUUUUCACUUCAUGCAACACAUCUCAUGCAAAAUAUAGUCCAUCAUAAACAUCAUACAAAUAUACUAAAGAGCACUAAUUUAUCCUCAGAGACCCUGAAGACACCCCCUCCCCAGGGUUUGUAGAAAUUUGUUUUGUGUGCUGUGAGUGGUUGAUGUAGUCUUGUCAUUGUUAAUAACUUGUAUGUGAACACUAUUAUUUGUACAGCUGAAUUAAUUUAUUUUCAGACAUCAUCCUUUGUUUUUCCUGGAAGAGUUCAAAGCACACCAAAGAAUUAUAUUAUACAGUUUGGUGAAAGAUUGUCAUUUAUGAUCCAUGGUUUAUUUAAAAAAAAAAAAGGAAAGAAAAUGGGGGAUAUAUUUUUAAGCUACUUGAACGUAAUGUGAAAACCAGGACCCUUCCUGCAUGUCUGUUUGCAUUGUGUUGACGAGAUGAUACAUAGUUUAUAGAUCUAUUAUAUCACUAGUACAGUGCAUGGUGCUGUCACUUUGAAAGCCUUUCAAUGUUGUCUUCAGAUUGUUACAGUGAAUAUGAAACACGCAGACCCUCCUUUAUAAAGAAAAAGACCAUAAAACUUGAAUAUAAAGUAAUUUUACAUUUUUAAAGUUUAUUUGAUUUUCGUAUUAUUCACUUUCAAAGCUCUUUCACAUAGACAAAGUAAGGUAUGAGCUUCGGGGGGAUAAUUUAUGUAUCGUAAACUUAUUAGAACAAAAUAUUCCUGGUUUAUAAUGAGUUGUUUUAUUUAUACAACUUUUUCAAUGGUAGUUUGCACUAUUCUUUAUUAUGCUACAGGUUUAUUUAUUCUGAAACAAAGGAAUAUGUAUUUUAUGUAUUUUGCCAUGCAUAGGUUUACUCUGCCACAGAUUUAUUGGUUCCUGAUACACCUAAAAUAAAAACUUAAAAUGUGUACCUCCGA